This is a messenger RNA of Knipowitschia caucasica, 942 nucleotides long. The record is from the annotation of a GenBank genome assembly. NCBI's taxonomy places the organism in Eukaryota, Metazoa, Chordata, Actinopteri, Gobiiformes, Gobiidae.
AUGUCAAUUGAUAAGGACCCAUCCGGAAAGAGGGCCCGGUGGAUCCUUGAACUGGACCCGUAUAACUGGAGUAUGCAGCACAAGGAGGGGCGCCGUCAUACUAAUGCGGAUGCCCUCUCACGGCGCCCCGAAGGGGUCCUGGGCCCUGCCCCCCUGGUCAAUGUGAUAAGCUCCUCUCCAGCGCCACACUCCGCUCCUAUUGAUGCCCAGGUCAGGGUGCACUUUCCUCCGGUGCCCUCUCUGCCGGUGCCCUCUCCGCCUGUGCCCUCUCCGCCUGUGCCCUCUCCGCCUGUGCCCUCUCCGCCUGUGCCCUUUCCGCCUGUGCCCUCUCCGCCUGUGCCCUCUGCGCCUGCACCCUCUCCACCCGGGGCUCCUCCUGUGGGUGGAGAACGCUGGCAUUCACUGAUGGGUGACAGUGAUUAUAUUGCCAGGCUUCAGAGGGAAGAUCCGGACAUUGGUACUGUAUUGGACUGGAUCAGGGCUGGGGGUUCUCGUCCACCAAGGGGGCAGUUGCGUGGCUCGCGGUGGCUGCGGAAAUUGUGGGCGGAGUUCCCCAGGCUUUCCCUGGUGGGGGAGCUUCUUUGCCGGACAGUUUAUCCCUCUCCUGUGGGGGAACCCCAGCAUCAAGUUGUGGUGCCGGCAUCGCUGGUUCCAGAGUUGUUAAGCCAGUUGCACGGCGGCCCUGUUUCUGCACAUUUUUCAGCGGAGAGAGUGUGGACGCAGGCCAGGACGGUCUGUUAUUGGCCCUCCAUGCUCAAAGACAUUAGGCAGUGGUGUGAACAGUGUGUACCAUGUCAGACUCGCAAAGCCCCAGUACCUAAACACAGGGCUCCGAUGGGAGGGUUGCAGACUGUGCGUCCGUUUCAGCGUGUGGCUGUGGACAUUUUGGAACUUCCGUCGCCCGUCUGGUGCCCGCCCUGGUCUGACCUGUGGGUCUCCUGA